ACUCGUUAGUAUCAACAAAGUUCAGACAAAGUCCAGCAGUGUUCAGCUCGGAGCUGCCCGAGCCGCACACACGUAGCUCCGUUCACUCUGCUCGGAACCAUGACUGAAGCGGACCUCUACACUCUGUACAAGGGCGUCUAUGUACCAAACGCGAUACAUACUCCGGAGAGCCUCAAGUACUACGAGGAGUUUACAUUUCGUCCUGACGAUGUUGUCAUCGUAACGUACCCCAAGUCAGUUUCCACACUGACUGUUGUACCAUCUCUGCAGGUGGUCUACGUCAUGAGGAACCCCAAAGACGUGUUCACGUCUGCCUUUCACUAUUACAACAUCACCUCAUUCUUGGUGAAACCGGGUCCGCAGAGCGAAUUCCUCCAGAAAUUCCUCACGGGAAAAGUUAUUUUUGGCUCCUGGUUUGACCACGUGAAAGGCUGGCUGAACGCUAAAGAGGAACUGCAGAUCAUGUAUAUCUCYUACGAGGAUAUGAUAAAGCAGGACCUGAACGACUCUGUGAGCAGAAUCGCUCAGUUCCUGGGGAAGCCCUUGGAGCCYGAUGUGCUGAAGAAGAUAGCMGACAAAUGUUUAUUCAAAAACAUGAAGAACAACCCUAUGUCCAACUACUCGGUGGUGCCCCAGGAAUUCAUGGACCAAACAAAGAGUCAGUUCCUUCGUAAAGGGGUCGCUGGAGACUGGAGGAACCUGCUUACACCAGAAGAGGCACAGCACUUUGAUGCAGUGUUCAAAGAAAAAAUGAAAGACGUGAACUUUAAAUUCAACUGGGAUUAAGCCAGUUUAGUGCAAUUACUUUAACCAUUUCAUAAAAAGAAUUAACCUGUAUGUCAGACCACUGACUGAAAAAUUCAAUACUGUAUUUAAAAGAAAUCAGUUCAAACUUYGACCUCUUCUUCUGUGACUUAACUAAGUUACAAAACCAAAAAAAAACAAAAACUAAUCCUCAACGUUGUGAUCCGUUUUGCCUAGGAARUCAGAGCUUACUGGGUAAGUGGAACUGGGAAAAUACCUAAAACCCAAAUUUCUAAAUUCCCAAAUUCAUGGAAACACUGGUUUUGCAAAUUUGGAAAACCAGUGAGUUAACUUGGCUAUUGAAGGCAAAGUGUKGUCUUCAAUAGCCAAGCUAACUGUGUUAAGUGACAUAAGCCAAGAAUAAAAAAAACCCUUAGUGUUUAAUGCAUUUAAAAUAUCAUUGAAACACUUUAACUACUGUAGUUAGUCCAGUAGCUAAGCUGAUAACUGAUUGAAUCAAAUGGAAACUGUCAACAGAAUAAAUAGUUUAAAACCUG
Poecilia reticulata (guppy) is the source of this 1301-nucleotide messenger RNA. Lineage: Eukaryota; Metazoa; Chordata; Actinopteri; Cyprinodontiformes; Poeciliidae. The record is from RefSeq and is a predicted model, not a curated record.